Aureobasidium musti is the source of this 344-nucleotide messenger RNA. Lineage: Eukaryota; Fungi; Ascomycota; Dothideomycetes; Dothideales; Saccotheciaceae. The record is from the annotation of a GenBank genome assembly.
CGGCGACAUCAUUCUGCAAAUGCACAUGCUUUAGCAACAGCACCAUCAUCCCGUUGACAGAUCUACCUGGUGAAAGCAAGGCCAAANAAGCAACUUGCAACGAUUGCAAUCGACAAUUCUGUCUUUCAUAUAAUCUGCCUAUAUGCAAGGAUGCCAAGGAUGCCGAUGUCUUUACUACUUGCUUCCAAAGAGACUCGACCAAAGAUCAGAUGAUUGUCUAUACUUUCAUUCUUGUCACUUGUGGGUUGCUGAUCUGGGCUGCCGUAAAACCAUAUGCCGAGACCUAUCUUGAGAAAUUCCGAAAUCGACAUAGUUACAACCCUGUAGCGCAGAACGGCAACUGA